Molecule: messenger RNA, 1729 nt
Organism: Drosophila subobscura
Lineage: Eukaryota; Metazoa; Arthropoda; Insecta; Diptera; Drosophilidae
Gene: Nmd3
Product: 60S ribosomal export protein NMD3
Exons: 2
Coding region: 102-1661 (519 amino acids)
Biological process (GO): ribosomal large subunit export from nucleus
Cellular component (GO): cytoplasm; nucleus
Molecular function (GO): ribosomal large subunit binding
Source: RefSeq, a predicted model, not a curated record
ACACGGUACACGGGCACGUGUUUACUUGCAUAUUCCAGCAACUGCGUCAGUAACAAAUUUCGAAAUAAACGAAGGGAAAAAGGGAAGAUCACAACACACCCAUGGAGCACGAAUCCGCUGGCGUCAGCUCCCUGGGCGACAGCAGCAGCCAGAGCAACGUACCCAAUGCCGUCAUCCUCUGCUGCGAGUGUGCCGUUCCCAUCCAACCGAAUCCAGCCAACAUGUGCGUCACUUGUCUGCGCAAUCAUGUGGACAUAACUGAGAACAUACCCAAGCAGGCGGUGCUGCACUUUUGCCGCAACUGUGAGCGCUACCUACAGCCACCCACCGAAUGGAUUCAGGCCUCCCUCGAGUCCCGCGAGCUGCUCGCGCUCUGCCUGAAAAAGCUGAAGGGCCUCAAAGAGGUGAAGCUCGUCGAUGCAGGCUUCAUAUGGACCGAACAGCAUUCAAAGCGCAUCAAGGUGAAGCUCACAGUGCAUGGCGAGAUCGUCGGCGGCACUGUGCUCCAGCAGGUCUUUGUCGUGGAGUUCACGGUGCAGAAUCAAAUGUGCACCGACUGCCACCGCACCGAGGCAAAGGACUUUUGGCGCUGCCUGGUGCAGGUGCGGCAGCGAGCGGAGAACAAGAAGACAUUCUACUACCUGGAGCAGCUCAUACUCAAGCACAAGGCGCACGAGCACACGCUGGGCAUCAAGCCGGAGCAUGGCGGCCUGGAUUUCUACUACGCAAACGAGAAUCAUGCACGCCGCAUGGUGGACUUUCUGCUGACACAGGUGCCCGGCAAGGUGACCACCUCGAAGCGGCUCAUCUCGCACGACAUACACAGCAACAACUACAACUACAAGUACUCGUGGUCCGUCGAGCUGGCGCCCGUGUCUAAGGACAGCGCCGUUUGCCUGUCCAAGAAGCUGCGCCACCAGCUGGGCAACCUGUCGCCCGUUUGCCUGGUGAAUCGCGUGUCCAGCAGCAUACAUCUGAUCGAUCCCCUCACAGCACAGAUUGCAGAGCUAACUUCGCAGGUUUACUUUAGGGCACCCUUUGAGGCUGUGUGCAAUCCCAAGCAGCUGGUGGAGUACAUCGUCAUGGACAUUGAGGUGAUUAUGGAGAAGGAUCGCAAAACGUACCCGGGCCAGGGGCAGCUGUCGUUCAAGCACGCUCUGUGUGACAUUUGGGUGCUGCGCUCCUCGGAGCUGGGCAUCAACGACAACCCCAUACACACACGCUCCCAUCUGGGGCACCUGCUGAAGGUGGGCGACUCCGUCAUGGGCUACAACACGGGCGAGGCGAACAUCAAUGAUCCAGAGUUUGAGAAGCUGCCCGCAGACCUCGUGCCGGAUGUGGUGCUGGUGCGCAAGCAUUACGAUCGCCAGACGCGCCUCAGCCAGCGGCUGUGGAAGCUCAAGCACUUGGCGGCGGAGGCGACGGAUGAGCGCAGCAAGCACGACUACCACGAGUUCCUCGACGAUCUGGAGGAGAACGUGGACAUGCGCGGACAGGUGAACAUCUACCGGGACACAAACAAGACGCUGCCCAGCGAGUCGCAGCCAGCCAGCGGCGAUGUGCCACAGAUCACGCUCGAGGAGAUGCUGGAGGACAUGACGCUGGAGUGCGCCGACGAUGAAAUGGGCGAUGCAGAGCCAGAGCCCGAGCCCGAGCUUUAGGUUUCUUUUUUGCUUUACAUGUAUUUUUCUUUGUAUAAUUACAAACUAAAAGGAAUCCUUGCUAAACA